GAAUGUGAAAAUGAGCAGUAAUAAGAAAACCGCUAUCAAGAUCAAUGAUUCCUUUGCCCCCAAGACCAAUGAUAAUAAUGUAUCUGAGAGCAAUUAUUCUAGCAACCUAUCAUUUUCUGCACUGAGAACCAGACAAUGA
Messenger RNA from Ambispora leptoticha, 139 nucleotides. NCBI's taxonomy places the organism in Eukaryota, Fungi, Glomeromycota, Glomeromycetes, Archaeosporales, Ambisporaceae. The record is from the annotation of a GenBank genome assembly.